Messenger RNA from Somion occarium, 1230 nucleotides. The record is from the annotation of a GenBank genome assembly. Lineage: Eukaryota; Fungi; Basidiomycota; Agaricomycetes; Polyporales; Cerrenaceae.
ACGAGAGCCAGCGUGCAGUCCUAGCGUCUUUCAGCUAUUCUGUCUGUCUAUAUUCUGUCUGUCUAUUCACACAUACAUUACUUAUCGUCAUCAGAACGAGUCAUGCGAACCAUGAGGGAUGCGAUGCCUGUCCAUCUCCACAGCUUAGGCCGUGAUAUGAUGCCGUCUACGCUGCACAUUGACGAUGAGCAAUGGCCGGUAUUCGUGUCCGAUGCACGGCUGUUCCGGUCGAUUUAUAUCAUGUCAUUAGUGUUACUUUGUUAUGAUUACGUCCUCACAUUUGAUCAAGAGAUAGAAUACUUUUGGAACUUUCAGACACUUGCCUGGCGGCAUGUGCUAUUUGGUUUGCUACGAUAUUUUAGUCUUGCUAACUUCCUACUUGCCAAUAUCAUUCUCUCCUUUCAAGCGCCUUCUAUUCGGGUAAGUACGAUAACAGCUCAAACUUGUCAUAACGUCCUAAACGCUUACCAUAUGAAGUUAUGUUCCACUUGGUAUCAUCUUUGGGUUGGCGUAGGCUUCGUCACUUCUACUGCUACUCAUAUUAUUCUCGUCUUGAGGAUCUACGCCAUGUAUGACAGUAAUAGACGAUUACUCGCUGCACUACUCUCCUUGCUAGUGGCAAAGUCAAUCGUCGAACUGACAAUACUGUAUAUCGUUACGACGAAGAUGCAGACGGUUGAAUUCCCACCUCCGAUCACCGCUGGAUGCUUUGCGGUGAAUUCUCUGACAUACGCGUGGUCGUAUUGGUUUUCUCUUUUGACUUUUGAGAGUUCUCUAGGCAUUCUUGCCUUGAUCAAAUGCGUGCAGUGCGCGGGUGACCCGUCGACAACUCCCCAAUUGAUGAUUGUGCUUCUUCGUGAUUCCUUCAUCUUCUUUGGAGGGAUGCUCGCCGUGGCCUUGAUAAACUGUACGGUAUGGGCAUUUGCAAGGCCUUCUCUGUUUACUGCCUUUCCUUCAUUGACCUUAUCCUUGGGCUCAGUGUUGGGAUGCCGUAUCCUUUUCAACAUGCAAAGAGUUGCUUAUCGGCAGAAGGAUGAUUUUGAAGUUGACACUAUGUCAGAUCUGUGUUUUGCCAGGCUGGGCGAAAGCAAUGUUGCUAGAGAAUGAUCUGGCGGGCUACAAGAACCCACUAUAGUCUUCAGGGAUGAGUUCUUGGGCUUCUAAGCAACCAAAGUACCAUUUGUGUUUUCUAUUGAUCAGAGCUCGUGACAAUAAGACAUUCCAUUCAUG